Molecule: messenger RNA, 3471 nt
Organism: Histoplasma mississippiense
Lineage: Eukaryota; Fungi; Ascomycota; Eurotiomycetes; Onygenales; Ajellomycetaceae
Exons: 7
Coding region: 1-3471 (1156 amino acids)
Source: RefSeq, a predicted model, not a curated record
AUGGUCGUUGAAUCUCCACAGAAUGGCUCUCUUGCCGGAGCUGCUGAAUCCAAAGCCCGCAAAUGGCGCGGCAAAUUGUUCGCCAAAGACAAGACCCCAAAGGCAUCUAUCGAUGAGCAGUCCCCGCCAAACCACCCCAACAAUCCUGCCGCCUUGACCAACAACAACAACAACAACAACAACAACAACAUCAUCACCAUCAUCAACUACGCCAACAAGCAGAGCAACGGCGCUCGCCAUCAUAUCACUCUCUUCAUCACCCACAUCAAAAAUCACCAACAGCGAUGGCCCGAAGCUGGCGACAUCUCCAGCCGAUCUCCCUCUCGUCCCUCCAUUGACGCUAAAACCGCAACUGGUGCGACUCCGAUAAGCACCCAAGGGAAGAGGCGCCGUAACAAAGGUUUAAAGGUGACGUUUUCGAACGAUGGUCCAGAGGUCAUCGGGGAAGGGGGGGAAGAAGCUGAUCUACCAACAAAGGAUGUACUUCUCUAUCGUUCGAGGUCGCACUCGUCCGCUUCCAAUGCCGCAGAUGGGUCACAUUCCCAAUUUGAGAAUGCAGAUCCAUACGGUUCAACCUCGGACUCUACACAUUGGCCUGGAGCCUAUCCAGGACAAGGCUAUCCUGCGGAGGAUCGUCGGGAGAAGCUUAAAAUGAUGAAGAGUGCACACGAAUUGGAUUUCUUAUUAUCCCUGGAGCCACAUAGUGCGAGAGGGGCUCGUCUAUCAUUGAGGGACUCUGGAGAUCCGAAUUCCUUUGCGCACCGCGUUCGGGCUAGGAUGCGAGUUGAGGAAGGUUUAGCAUUACAGAAAGCUACGCGAACUGAUUCUCCUACGGAUCCAGAUGAGCUGGAUUCUCAACCCUCUCAAGAAACCGUCCUCCCUCUCCGCCCGUCUGCUACGUCGAAUCUAUCACUGGACAUGCCUCAAGAACCAGCCGCUGCUGCUAAAUAUGACUUUUGGGGAAGCGUCUUAUCUGCUCUACCUAACAAAACCAAAUCCAACUGGCAGGAUACCAAUGUAUCGAACAGUCCUGUAAAUACACACAAUUCUCCCUGCUCGUAUCCAGAAACCCCACCUCCACCUUAUUUGAAAUCUUCCUGCACAGAACCGGAUUGUGAACCUGAAAAAGGACGACCGUCUCCCGAAAGUUCUUUCAAUAAUGAUCCUCACCGAACUGAAAACCAUUCUCCAUUGAAGAAAUCAUGGAGGUCCGCUGCCAAUGCCGUGAGCAAUGACGCCCUGGCUGAUUUUACUGCACGAGCUGCGCAAUACAAUGAUAUUUUUAGCGAUGCUGCUGAGAGCGUUAAGCCAUCUAUGGAAACGUCUUUGUCCGAAUGGAUCAGGGCGAGCGUAUGGUGGUUCUUAAAGGGCAGGUCCGAUGUCGAAGCAUCCAUACGUCCUCAGCCCUCAAAUGGUGGAGGGAAUUCUCCGUCCGACGCUGAUAGAACCUGUCAGGGAGUGCUCAAUUUGGCCAAAACAUGGUGGAUUACUGAGCACAUUGUUCCCGGUCAUCCGGAGCUGUCCCGAUUCGGAAAUAUGAGUCUAGACACUUUGAUUGCGGUAACCGCAACUGCUGGCGAUCAAAGGUUGAGCAGCUUAAUGAGCGUUCGUCAUGCAACUCUCAGCCAUCUACGCGCGUUGGCGAUAUUGAUGAAGCGAAAUAAUAUCCUCCCAGCAGCCAUGGAACAUGUUCAUCUCUCCCGGGGAAUCGACACGACAAUAUGGGUCCGGUACCCUUUCUUUGCGCCUGACAUUUCUGCAGUUCUCUCCGGCCAGGUAACGCGAUCUAUGCUCAUGGAUAUAGCGAGAAAGACGACGGACAUUAGCGACGUCAUGCCAUUGGGAGAUUCCAGUCGUUAUUUUUGUUAUGGUAGGAUGUUCGUAGAGGCAUACCUAAGCUCGAGCGAAGAUGAUUCUCAACAAUUUGCGAUUCCGUGUGUUCUAUCUAUUAUUCGAGAUCGAAGUGACUGGAAUGUACUCGUAUCGAUUACGAGCCAAAACGAACUUGUUAAUAUAAUGAUCCAGGGAGAUAAGAAGCUUGGUCCCACAUGGGCAGAUGUAGACUGGCAGCUGAGAACUAACUCGAUGCGGAUUCGACUGCCUCGUGGUUUCGAAUUGGAUAUCCAGUUUGAUCAAGCGGACUUCAAAAUGAUUUGGAAAAUUGUGGAAUAUACCCAUAAAACCGAGGAAAACUUACAGCCAGAAGCUGGUGAAACGUUACUUUUCGAGGAUGUCCUAAAAGUAUUCCAAUACGUGGACUCCGGUCCCAACAAAGCGUUCCCUGCUGAACCAAGCCCGCGAUGUCGAAUACGCCUGUUCGAGAAAGCCGUAACGCUAACGGAGGGGACCGGCACACGAAAAGCCCACAGAGGGUUCCGGUUUAUGGCAGUGACAAGCCCCAAGGUAAAGACACUCAGCAGUAUUUCCCACGAGCUCGGCAAUGGGACACCCAUUGUUUUUGGCUAUCUACGAGGAGAGGAUGGUGCUCCCGCGCUUCUCAUCAAGAUACCGCAAGAAGGUAGCGGCAGGAACCGCUCUAUGUUGUUAACGUUCCACGAACAAGAUCAGCGCGCCAAAUUACACUCGCUACUCCUUGGCAUCACUCCUUUGCAGGACGAGGUGAAGACGCCAGACCUUCCCAUGCGGGCGUUCUCGAUAGAACAGCUCCCGGAUGGGAAUGGCAUCUCGAAACCCAUUGUACAUUUGCAAUUCUCCUCGCCGUCUGCCACAGUGAUUAAUAAUGGAGGCUCCUCUUUACAAUCUACUCAUGGAUACAGUUCGACAGUGCUAUCUGAGCAUCUGCGUGUUUUCGUGACCUCAAAUUGGGGAUCGGCGACGGAUAGAAUUAAUAUUGGUCCUGGAGAGCUUAAGAUUGCUCUCGAUGUCACCAUCCCCACCAUUAUGAGUAUUCUUAGACCACCCCAACUGGAUUUGGGUAUUUCCGUGGCGGAUAAUUUGGUCCCCAAGGAAACCGUGGGCGGUAUGACGAAUCUUUUAAAAUUCCAGAAAGCCAUUACAAACUUUAAAGUUCUUUUCGACGGCUUCGCGUCAGUAUUCACAAUCUCCCGAAGACGAAUGGUCGUCCCCAUCUACAAGAAAUGGGAAGCGAGCAGAGUGCGUCUCCAAGUGCUGAGGCAGGAGAAAAUCGUGCAGCUCGCCGCCUUCUUCCACGACGACUUCAGCCACGGCAAAUGCAUGAAUUUCGUGCUGAAGAGCACGGACAUCUUCGAGAGCUUCAACCACCGCUCCGGCAAGUUUGGUGUCAAGAUCGUCGAUGCCAAAUUUGCCCUUCCCAAACAACCUGCCGACGAUCCCACCGCGGGCUUUGUGUGUCUGGACAUGCCGGAGUAUCCGGGGGAGCAUGAUGAUAUUACUGUUGUUUUUGAUUCGGAAAAGGAUAGAGUCGAAUUCCAAAACGUCAUGCCCGGCUCGGUUAAGGAGCCGUCAAGGGUGGGAUCGCUUCGGAAAUAA